GUUUCAAAACGCAGCAAAAGGAGUAGCAGACAAGUCACAACACACGACCUGUUCCUGAUUUCGAGUCUCAGCUCUCGCCCUUUCAUACCUAUACCUACUACCUACCUGCCUACCUACCCUACUUCAAGGGAAAGAAACCAUAACUUCAACAGCGGGCUGUUGGGUACCAUAGAUAUGCAACGCUAGCCUGCCUGUUGUUCGCCUGCUGUAUCAUCUUUUGUUCUCUCCCCGGCUUCUGCAAAGGGCCCGGACGCGCUCAUCAUCCAUACCCUCAUUUACAUCUGUAUAUUCAGUCACUCACAACCACCCCUCACUCGCACGCAUAUCCUCAUUUGUUUCGCUCACGAAUCCUCCAAACCUCGCCCGGCGUCACCAAUUCAGUCGCCCGCGAUGCCACCAAAGCCAACACUUAGGGCGGAUGCCACCCCUGAGGGAUUCACGCCCGAGAGGUUCGAAAAGGAGCUGAAGAGCCUGGCAGCCAAGGCCAAGGGCGAGACUAGGGGUCGAUUUCUCCAGCAGCAGGCCUCAGCCUACCUCAAGUCGGCCAUUCUACUCGCCCUUGCCGCCGUCUACAGCAACGUCUCUCAGUUGGCCCUCUCGCCUGUUUACGGCUCCAUCCCGUCGUCCAUCUACCAUGCUAAGCUCGUCAUGGCUGCCUGCUUCUUUGGUUGGGCCGGCAAUAUGUUCCUGAACCGCUCACUGCCCUUCAACCCGGACAAACUGCUGCCUGUGGUCGCCUUCUGGGUCCCGACUAUUCAGUUCUACCUGUAUCUGACGAGUGGUGUGCUCACGGCGUAUUGGGGUCCCUUGCUCACAGAAAGCGUCACCUUGUUCCUCCUCAUUGUAGUCUCAGUGAGCUGCGUGGCAAAUGAGCUGGAGAAGGCCGACCUCUCGAAACUACCAAAGUUCAUCGCUGAUGCGGGCCCUGGCUUGGGAUCAUGGGGGCUCUUCAAGUUCAUGGAGAAGCUGUCGGGAGAAUACCUCCGGACGUAUGUCGGCAGCUCCUUCUUCCAGACCAGAGUCGGCCUCGAGGCGCUGCUCGCUGCCGCAUACUCCAUCUACGCGCCUUCCAAGCUGCUGCUCCUCGCCAUUCCGGCCGCCUUGCACACGGCUGUGCUGAACACGCAUGCCCUGACUCCCAUGGCGUCCGCUUCGCUCAACAGCACUCUGCAAACUAACAAUUGGACCCUGCUGGACCGCAGGGAGUCUCUUACCGGAUACGUCUCCGUUCUUGAGAGCAAAGAACACGGCUACAGGGUCAUGCGAUGCGACCACUCUCUCCUUGGUGGCGAGUGGGUUAUCCACAAAGGGCCCCGAGUUGCGGAGCCAAUCUACGGCGUGUUCGUCAUGCUGGAGGCUGUCCGGCUUGUCAAGACUGCAAAUGCUGUGCCCGACAAUGAGGCCAAGGCCCUCAACAUUGGUCUCGGCAUCGGCACUACCCCAGCUGCUCUCGUCGCCCACGGCGUCGACACGACGAUUGUUGAGAUUGACCCCGCUGUGCAUGAGUUUGCCUCCAAGUACUUCCAGCUGCCGUCGAACCACACCCCCAUCAUUGCGGAUGCAGUGGGCUACACGCGCAAGCUUGCCGAUGACCCGGAUGCUAGAUUCGACUAUAUUGUCCACGACGUCUUCACCGGAGGCGCCGAGCCCGUUCCCCUCUUCACACUCGAGUUCCUUCAAGGCCUCAACUCGCUCCUUAAGCCCGAUGGCGCCAUUGCCAUUAAUUACGCCGGCGAUUUCCUCCACCCGGCUCCGAAGCUCAUUGUCGACACCAUCAAACAGGUGUUCCCUUCGUGUCGUAUCUUCCGCGAGUCGGAGCACCCCACUAAGGAGAAGAUCGCCGAGGAUGGUCAGGACUUCACCAACAUGGUCAUAUUUUGCAAGAAGACGAGCGGCAGGCUCAAAUUCCGGGCUCCCGUCGAAGAUGAUUUCCUCGCUAGCCGUACUCGCCGCGCCUUCCUGAUGCCCUAUCACGAAGUUUUCGACAAGCACUUCCUGGAAGGCGACUUUGGCAUUCUCACGAAUAACAACACCGAGCAGCUGACCAAGUGGCACGAGAAGAGCGCAUUGGGUCACUGGGAGGUAAUGCGGGUCGUCUUGCCAGACAAGAUUUGGGAGAUGUGGUAAAGUCAUGUGCUUUGCUCUGGGAAGAGGUGCUGUGAAUAUCGAUCGUAUAGAAAGCGACGUCGUUGAGAGGAAAAUGCCUCUGUACAUACUUCAUAAAGGAUUGUAAAUAUACUGUGAUAUCCACAAAU
This is a messenger RNA of Colletotrichum navitas, 2255 nucleotides long. RefSeq names its product spermine/spermidine synthase. Gene Ontology annotation, biological process: polyamine biosynthetic process. NCBI's taxonomy places the organism in Eukaryota, Fungi, Ascomycota, Sordariomycetes, Glomerellales, Glomerellaceae. The record is from RefSeq and is a predicted model, not a curated record. The coding region runs from base 391 to 2127 and encodes 578 amino acids. The transcript has 3 exons.